CAUUCAGAGCCAGCCUCCCACUCACUUCUGAUCUACCUUACCCAUGAUUCGAUAUCUGCAGCCAUGACAAACAUAAAUACAGUAGAAUCAUUACACAAACCUCAAACUUCGCCUGUGAUUAAUAACUUUGACCUCGAAUAAUUAAACAUUACUAAGCUAUCUGCUUUACCCCACGUAUUUCAACAGUGGGCGCGCCUUGGAAUAGACUAUUUUGGUCUGCAGGUUUAAUACUGGCGUGUCCGAGUUUACGCCUCGAAGACCCCGACGGCGAAAAUUUCCCUCUUGUCUACUAAAAGUCUCUCCUCGAACCAUUCUCUUCUCAUUUGUUUGUUGGGAUUAUCUCUCUCGUAUUUUAGUGUUCCAAUUAUCUCACAUAAUCUCAUCAUGACGAGACUUAUUCUAUCUACUGCCAAUGUCAUGUUGGCAGGCCCCUCCAUUAUCCGUAAACCCGGCAACAACAGAUCCAACCUCGAACUCGUCAAUUCUCUGCGUGACAACAUCGCCGAAGCUCAGCGCGAUUAUGCGAUCGAUGCGCAAGAAACGAACGGCUUCACGAACGGCGACACGCCCAAAGGCAAGCACACAGCCGUCGACCUCUGGACUGAACAAGAAGGCGAUGCGCUAUACGUUCCUCGCAUUAAUUGGAACGCCGCGGGCCUCCAAGAGGAACCCAGUCAGUAUGAGAUCACUGUCAAGUUUUUUGUUCUCCCGGGUAUGUCAGUAGCUGCUCGGGAACAACAUGUCAAAGAGGCUCUGGACUUGGUCCGGAGAGAACUCGGCAUUCAGACCAUCGACCUCCUGAUUGUAUCUUUUCCUGGCAUUUCGUUCGAAGGAAACUGCGAAUGGGAGGCGGACAAGACCAAUGCCCAACAGGGGAACCUUGAAGAGGAGCUUGCGACUUGGAAGGUGUUCGAGGGCCUGCACAAGCAAGGCCUCGUGAAGCGUCUUGCUGUGGCCGAGUUUGGUAGCGAGAAACUUGGCGCUUUCAUUAAGCGUGCGAGUGUCCGGCCCGUCAUCGACCAGAUCAACCUGCGAAACUGCUGCGAUGUUCCGCCUCCGCUGAAAAAGCUAGCCGAGGAAGAAGGCGUGGAAUUGCAUGUUCACAACGACUGUAUCGAUAUUCUUCCUCACGGUACUCUUCGAGAACUUCUUAGCCACGGGCCGAACGGCGCAGGUCUCCUUGCCGAUCCCGAUAACAGCGGUGCGGGUUUGACAGGAGAGAUUGUCCCGGAAUGGGUAGUGCGAUACACAGCAUUCGUACAGGAUCGAGGCGUCAUAGAGAACAAGGGAUAUUUUGCUGGAGCGGAGCUGGUGGCACCAUAGUUGGACAAUUCCCUGACGGCCGGGAAAAAGAGGAAAGACAAAGAAAGGGAAAAAGGAAGAGAUGAUGAACCAUUGGGUUUCUGGCAUAUUGGAUCUCCAAGCCAUAUAGGAUGGAAUGUAGUGGCAUCAUUUGUCCAUUUGUUUUUUGCAAAACAGCGAGCAUCAGAUACACGGAGUUUAGACACUAUGGUAGGGAAAUUGGCUGCAAGACGGCUUUUCUGUUUUUCUUUUUGUUUACCCAAGCAUGCUUCGUUUGCGGCCUCUCAUCCGCACGUCUUCUAGCUUCUUGAGAACAAUCUUGGCCUGUUUGAAGGUCUGGCCAUAGGCUUCGAGCACCUCUGGAAAGAGGCACUCUGCUCUUGGAUGUGUGCUACCAAAUGCUCUCUCCAGAACGUAGAGAUCCACUGCCCGGUCUUCGUCUGAUAUACUUCCACUCGCAAGACCCAGAUCGAUAAUAACCAAUUCUCCAUGUAAGGAAUUACCAUCUUGGGGGUUAGCUGGGGGUUGCAACAUCAUGUUGCUUGUGGUCAAGUCACCGUGGACAAUGCCGACCUUGUGCAUGUUGCCAAUAGCAGUACCGAUCCUUCGCAUGAGGUCCUUCAGCUCAGCAUCGCUCUCUAUGCCUUCAGUUCUAUUUCCGAGCCGCUCAUUGAUGCCCUUUCGAACAGGGCCUCCAGAUAUCCAUUCCAGCAUCAACCACCCAGCAGAUUCAUCCACAGCAUACACAGCUGGUACACGAACCCCAUCGCGGCGACACUUUGCAAGAAUACGAGCUUCUGAAAGGAUCCGGUGUUUCGUGAGCCGCUGAUCAAGAAUCGGGUGACGCCAGGGCUUAGGAGGGCGAUACUUGAGGGCGCAGGGAAUAUCGGGUAAUAGGUAAGUGGUUUUGUAGAGGCG
Molecule: messenger RNA, 2220 nt
Organism: Fusarium odoratissimum NRRL 54006
Lineage: Eukaryota; Fungi; Ascomycota; Sordariomycetes; Hypocreales; Nectriaceae
Exons: 2
Coding region: 385-1323 (312 amino acids)
Biological process (GO): glutathione biosynthetic process
Cellular component (GO): glutamate-cysteine ligase complex
Molecular function (GO): glutamate-cysteine ligase catalytic subunit binding; enzyme regulator activity
Source: RefSeq, a predicted model, not a curated record